Molecule: messenger RNA, 2646 nt
Organism: Oncorhynchus kisutch (coho salmon)
Lineage: Eukaryota; Metazoa; Chordata; Actinopteri; Salmoniformes; Salmonidae
Product: LHFPL tetraspan subfamily member 3 protein-like
Exons: 4
Coding region: 1305-1991 (228 amino acids)
Biological process (GO): sensory perception of sound
Cellular component (GO): plasma membrane
Source: RefSeq, a predicted model, not a curated record
CAUUUUGGAAGGAGACCGGGGGAGGCGCGCCGCGUGCACUAACCUAACCGGGCCAGUGCAACUGAAUCUGUCUGUGAGGGACAAUUUACCCCUGACCGAGCCGCGUGAGCAAAACGAUUCCGCGAUUAUUGUAUAGGCUCCACUUCGACGAACGAACGGCUCGGAUCAUCUGAUUGCAUUGAUUUAGGAGGGAUUGUCAUCCGGAUGCUAUUCCGUAGCCUAGCCUACAGAGGGUAGCCUACCAGAGCUAGCUAGAGUGGAUUGUGAUGCGUCAGUGUGUUUGACGGCUUUUCACGUAGGCUAUAUGUAUCUUUGAAGAUAGUGCUGAGAAUGUAACAGCCUAUAUUAAACCAGCUCAUGGGACAGACAAACACAGAGUUGUUAUAGAUUAAGAGAACUGAACACCGUCAGCGCUGACACGCUCAUCACUGUCGGCUUCCUCUGGUGUGGGUAUUGUAUCGUGUCUCUCUUUUCUCUCAUCCUCCUCAUCCUUCUUCCGGCAUCACUGAGGAGGCUGCUGAUGCUGCCGUAGCUCGUGAAAAAAAAUCUCUGUAGCAACUACCUGGACUGGGCUGUGCGUUAUCUAUAGCCCGCUAGAUGCUGUGAAUUAUCCCGCAGGAUUGUGAUUUGGGCUAUACAAGAAGGAAGGCAUCAUAGACAUUGCGUUUCGUUUGCUCCGGUUUGACACCGUCACUGUCGUUAUCAUUGCUUAGGAAAGAGCCAUAGGCUAUUGCAAAAAACUGCUGUUCUAUUAGCUAUUGGAAGGCCUUAUUAUUUGAUAUUGAUUGGACUCUUAAUUAAAAUGAGUAAUGUGUUAUGGGUAAUAUCCGAAUAACAAUCUGAUAUUUGCUGUGUUUUCAAGGAGGUAUUCCGGAGGCAUACAAGUGACAUGUGCCAGAAGCGAUGUCUGACAAACGGUUAGAUGGCCAUACAUAAGGUGGGAGGGAAUUAUUUCUCAUAUAGGCUAGUUCAGGAGUCGCCACAUUCUCAGAGUUAUCAUUUAGGCUAAAUAAAGGCACAAGCUUGCAGAUUAGCUUUUGGCUAUUCAGUUUAUGCGCCAGCAUCGGGGUGCGACCUCAUGAGUUGAAUAUGCUUGCCAGAUGUUGCCUUUGAUGUGAUUCAUUCAGUUGCAUGGGUGCAUAGGCUACUUUGGAUUGCAUUUAUUCAGCAAACAUAUCUACUGACUCCUCCAUUGCUCAACUAAUUAAUUAGUCAGUGCCCCCCUUUGCUCAUAUACCUACUUUAAUAGGCUUACCUACUUCAUAAGAAUACCGGGACUGGGAUACAACACAAACUGUGCUACAAUGAUACCCGGAUCGGCUGCGUCGAUGCUCCCAUCGAUGUCUUCGGAAGACAUUAAACUAUACCAGCAUAACUAUGUCCGCAACUCCCGUGCCAUCGGACUCCUGUGGGCCAUCUUCACCAUCCUGUUCGCCAUCUUGAAUGUGGUGAUCUUCAGCCAGCCCUAUUGGAUCGGGGACGGCGUGGACACCCCACAGGCCGGCUAUUUCGGCCUCUUCCACUUCUGCACCGGCGACGGGAUCCAGAGGGAGCUCGACUGCACAGGGACCUUCACCGAGUUCGCUCAGAUCCCUUCCACCGCGUUCAAGGCCGCGUCGUUCUUCGUCGGGAUGUCAAUGAUGCUGGUGAUAGCUUGCAUUGCUUCUUUCACUCUCUUCUUCCUGUUCUCCACCACCACCGUCUAUAAGAUCUGUGGCUGGAUGCAGGGGGCCUCGGGUGUGUGUCUGGUGAUGGGCUGUAUAAUCUACCCUGAUGGCUGGGACAGUGAUGAGGUGCGGAGGAUGUGCGGUGAGCAGACAGACAAGUACUCCCUGGGAGCGUGCUCCAUGCGUUGGGCUUACAUCCUGGCUAUCAUGGGGGUCCUGAAUGCCCUCAUGCUCUCCUUCCUGGCCUUCGUACUGGGCAACAGGCAGGACGGACUCAUGACCGAGGAACUGCUGGCCGAGAGCAAGGAAGCUGGGAAUGCCUAAAACAUCCAUAGGUGUGUUUCCUAGUGUGUGUGUUCACCGCUCAUCACUCUCCAGCUUUUUACCCAUCAUCCCCAGAAGAGGACAGCACACAAUGGCUGUGGGAGAGAGAAGAAAGAGAGAGAGAGGGGGAGAAAGGAGGGAAGAGGAGGAGAAAUGGAUAGCUGUGGAACUAGACACCUCCACUCCAUUCACACUUGCACGUUCACACUGUAAUAUUCCACCCCUCACCCUCUAGUUUAUAAUAUAUACUGUAUCUGCCAAUGAUAUGUACAUACGUGUGUCUUUGUUGUCCGUCCUGCUCAUAAUCCUAGCCCUAUCGAGCGUCUCUACCCCACACUACUCCCUUAUCACUGAGCCCGUAGAACCCCAGCAGAGACUGACAACCCUUACACAACCGAUAAUCAACCAAGACAGGGACAGAGACUUUGACUGACCAACUGAAGACGUAUGGAUUAUCUGCAAGAAUGUGGAUGGGUUGUACUAGGUUGAAGUAUUAUACAUAUACAAAUACACAAACACGGUAGUACAGUUUACACAUACAUAAAUGCACGUGGGUGAGCAAAUACACACACACACACACACACACAUACUCAUCUAAAGUCACACGUGAAUACAUAUCCUUAGACUUUAACCUUGUAAUAAAUCCAUACGCUAA